GCGCUUGGUUAAUAAGAUAUAUUUUUUGGAUAUUAAUGUAUUUUUCCUUGUGCAACUGUUAGGAAUCCCUAACAGUAUUUUCAACUUUGAAUUAUACUAUGCCCUUUUGGCUGUUUCAUUUUUUGAUUGAACACUCUGGCUAGUUGUAGAUUACAAUCUAUUUUUAUCAUUUUGGCCUUCCAGCUUUCUCCUUUUGUGAGCUCUUUGGUAAGCAAAGCAUGCCUGUUUUAUGUCUGUAAAGAAAACUUCAGCUUGUAAAAUUAUCAUGCAAGUUUCCUCAGAAAUAGAUUACAAGCUGACCCUCUUUUUCAGUGAAGUCCAUUGUGCAAGUCAAUAAAAAUUUGUGAAAAAAAAUUGAUGUGAGCGCACUGUGGGAAACCCUUAGAGUGACACUGAUGCACUCCUGAUCUUGCAGCCCUGACAUCAACUUUAUUUUUCACUGAAUCCUUUUUGACUUGCAUGAUGGACAUCACCGAAAAGGAUGGAUUAUUCAUAGUCUACCUCAGGAAUUUUGUCAAGGUAGCUUAUCAUCAAACUUUUUGAUGCUACCUAAGUCAAUUCUUUUACCUAGAAUAAGUUACUCAAUGGCCUCGGCUAGCUCCUCCCUUGCAAUUUCCGGUUCCAACGGGAAAUGGAAAUUACCGGAAGUUUCGAAUACGCUAACAUAUCACGUGAUCUUGUCUACAGCUGUUGUAUUGUUUUGAGCAGUCAUUCGUCCAAAUUCAUUAAUUUCGCUUCCUAAAGCUUUUAGGAUGUUUUUUGUAAACCGCAUUUCAGCCAGGGGGUGUCGGUUGUAAUGGUUACCAUGAUAUAAAUAUGCAUGUUGUCCACAUUUUCGUUCCCUGAGGAAUCGAAUGCGGUGGCGUUAGGAGACGACACUCAGAAAUUGAUGACUUGCUAAGCGUUUAAGACGUUUGACAAAUUACAUGCAAGAUGUCAAAUCCUGCUACUGUACCAACACCUGUGAAGGAUGUCCAAGGUGAUAACAGAUGGAUGAACAUGCAUGAGAGAUUUUUACAUGAUGGGAAUGUUUCCCCAUGUGAUGUUUUAUUCAUUGGGGACUCACUGAUUCGUAAUAUGAAGGAAACUGAGGCUUGGGAUACAUACUUUGCACCUCUUAAUUCUCUGAAUUUUGGAAUUGGAGGAGACUGUACUGAGCAUGUGUUGUGGAGAAUAGAAAAUGGGGAACUGGACAAGAUUAAUCCAAAGGUGGUUGUAUUAUUGAUUGGAACAAAUAACCAUCACAGUACUGCAGACCAAGUUGUGGAAGGAAUUGAAUCAGUUGUGUGGAGUAUAACAAGCAAACUGCCUUCUGCGAAAAUCAUUGUACUGGGUCUACUUCCAAGAGGAAAACAGCCCAACCCUCUCCGCGAGAAACAUUUUCAAGUAAACCAUUCACUCAGAGGAUUAAUUGCGACUAUACCGAACUCUCUUUAUCUGGACUCGGAUCCAGGCUUUGUCAGAAGCGAUGGGUUCAUUAGCCACGAAGACAUGUUUGACUAUCUUCAUAUGACCAGAAAAGGAUACAAGAAAUUCUGCAAACACAUUUCAGAAAUCAUUAUCAAAUUUCUAAAAUAUUGAGUUCUGGUGAAGACAGUUUGCACACGAUAUGCUAAAAAAUGAAACACAUGAAAUAUAUCGUCCGUAAUGGUAGACUCCUUUGCAAAGUUUAUUUGGUGUCGUUACGCAAUAGAGCGCUGCAUUCUGAGAUAUUGCAUAUCGAGAUACUGUGUUACGAGAUAUUGCAUUAAGAGAUAUUGAGUUACAAAAUAUUGCGUUGUGACAUCUUGUUAUUACAAGAAAUUAAUUUCAUCCCUACAGGUGAAGGAAAACAAUCCAGAGGGGAAUAAACUAUUUUUUACUCAAAUUAUUUGUUUUAGUUCCAUGAUAAAAUAUGACUUCUAGCCAUGUGGUUAAAAGGUGCUUGUAUUCUCCUUGGAAAAUUAGUUAUUUUAGGACGAGAUUAGAUAUCAAUCAAGUUUUUGAAAAAUUGGAAGUAUGCCUUAAAUUAGGUCUUCCCUUGGGAAAUGAAACUAACUUAAUGUAAGAAUUAUUAAGCUGAAACUUUGCUGGGAAAAAAUUUAAUAAGAAAUUUAAUUUCUCAACAUCACAUUAUACAUAAAAUAUAAACAAAAGUUAGAAUUCUAAUUCAAAUUAUUAGGAAGAUAAACAUGUAAUGUUCUCUUGAGAGGUAUUUUCCUCUUAUAUCAUUUCAUUUUCAAACGACUUUGCCAGUUUACUGGCUUAGUAUGAAGUCGUGUUCAAUUCAUUGUAUGAUACAAAGUUACACAUAAAUACAAUUAAAAACUCAAAUUAUCAAAAAAAUAUUUCCAAGUCUAAAGCCAGAAUUGUCCAUUCAAUUUCAAAGUAUUGGAAGCACUGGACCAUUUUGUUUCGUCGUCAGUGGCUUAAAAUUUUCUUUUUCUGACCAUUUUCUGUUCUGUUAAAAGCUUAAAUUUUGUUUUCUCUUAUUGUAAAAAUUCAUGUUUACAUUGCACUUCAUCAGAAAUAUCACACUUAAAUACAGUGUAGUUAAGAUAAGCUGGGUAGUGUGAGAAAAUAUGAUAAUUACAUAUCAAGAAUAAAAGAUGAUAACAGUGUCUUUUAAUCAG
Molecule: messenger RNA, 2612 nt
Organism: Stylophora pistillata
Lineage: Eukaryota; Metazoa; Cnidaria; Anthozoa; Scleractinia; Pocilloporidae
Product: platelet-activating factor acetylhydrolase IB subunit alpha1
Source: RefSeq, a predicted model, not a curated record